ACAAACAUGGCCUCGGUGUGAGACGGACUGACCCUUCGCUGAGAUGAGUUUUAUGUGAAAAGCCCUCGUUCUUUCAACGACUUUUACCUUCCGUUCGCUGAAGGUAGUGGAUUAGUGCUAGUGGAUACCGAAGGUGCUGUGUGGAAGUGCGAUUAAGGCGUCGGUCGAGGGAAAAACGCGCUCGAAAUACCAUAUGCCAGUGGAGAGGUUCUUCUCCCUUCGGAGUGGUGUGUGUGUGUGUGUCGUCAGUGUCUCUCUCGCGAUCUUCCUCGUAGUGUGCCGUAGUUAGUAGUCAGUCAGUCAUGUUGCAUUGAUGUGAAGAAGCUUCCUUCAGCCUUCGCCAAGUGCUGAAUUGAAUCAUCCAGAUUGCUAGUGCUCUCUCCUCUGUCUCUCUCUCUCUCUCUCUCCAUCUUUCCCUUUCUCUCUGUCGGAUUUCAGGCCGCAAAGCCCCGACACCGCCGCCCCUCUCUUGAAGCGAAACGGGUCAGGAAGGAAGGAAGGAAGGACCAGGAUGGUUAUAAUACCGGGAGGUGGUAUUGGGGAUUUCGUCCCCGUCGGCUCCUCUCAUUUUUAAAUAUCCCGUUUUGAUUCCUAGCCCCCUAUCACAUCCAUAACCCUCUCACGGAGAGACACAGUUCGCAGGUCACAAUUAGACCGGUCACUCAAGAAUUGCAACAAAUUGCAACACAAACCUCGUCUAGAGGAGAAUUUUCCAAUUUCGAAUUUGAGUUUCGGAAGGACACCACCCCCCGCCCCCCAACCAUGGAAGACACCAGCGAGGUGCUAGUGUGUGCUGCCGAAUAUAUGAAAGAUCGCCUCUACUUCGUAACUCUGAGGACUUCGGGAAGGCCUCGGUCCACGGCGAAUACCCACUACUUCUCUAUUGACGAAGAGUUGGUGUAUGAGAAUUUCUACGCCGAUUUCGGACCGCUGAAUUUGGCUAUGCUCUAUAGGUACUGCCAGAAGCUCAACAAGAAACUAAAGAGCCUGUCUUUAGCCAAGAAGAAAAUCGUCCAUUACACGACGCUCGACCCCCAGAAGAGAGCUAAUGCGGCCUUCCUGAUCGCCUCCUAUUCUAUUAUAUAUUUAAAGAAGACUCCAGAGGAAGCGUAUAAACCUUUGAUUAGUGGUAACAGUCCACCAUUUUGCCCCUUCCGAGAUGCAGCGUAUGGUAUGUCCACAUACCAUCUAACCUUGCUGGACUGUCUUCAUGCAAUUGACAAGGCAUAUAAAUUGGGCUUUUUCAACUUUGAGGACUUUGAUGUGGAGGAAUAUGAAUAUUAUGAGAAGGUACAAAACGGUGACUUCAAUUGGAUCAUGCCUGGGAAGUUCUUAGCCUUUUGUGGACCGCACGCCGAGAGCAAAGUGAAGAAUGGGUACACACUCCACUCACCAGAAACAUACUUCAGCUACUUCCGAAAGCACAAUGUGACUGCCGUGGUCAGGCUAAAUAAGAAAAUAUAUGACGCAGCUCGUUUCAAGAAUGCAGGAUUUGACCAUUAUGACAUGUACUUCAUAGACGGAUCGUGUCCUUCAGAUGAAAUCAUGAGAGAAUUCCUGAGAGUGUGUGAAAAUACUGAAGGAGCUCUUGCUGUCCAUUGUAAAGCUGGUCUUGGUCGCACUGGAUCACUUAUUGGAUGUUACAUGAUGAAGCAUUUUCGCUUCACGGCUGCAGAAGUAAUAGCAUGGCUGCGCAUUUGUCGACCAGGUUCCAUUAUUGGUGGCCAGCAGCAGUGGCUCACUUCGAAGCAAUCAUCUUUGUGGCUUGAAGGUGAUAUUUUCCGUAGUCGCAACAAAAAUCAAAACCUCAACAAGAAAUGUGAAUUUGGAAUCUACAGCAUUGCUUGGAGAAAUCACAUCACCAACAUAAAUAAUCAAAACAAAAAUAAUUUGAACCAUAACAAGAAAAAACUGGUCAAUAGUUCAUCAGAUGAGGAACCUGAGCGGGAAGAGAAUGUACAGGUAGUGUUGAGUGGGGUGGACACCUUGAAGCUAGAUGACCACUCGUCUCACACGGAUAACCAUGAUAGGUACAUAGAGGAUGUUGCGAAUAGUAAUGCCAACAUAAAAGAAUCAGAGACAAGGCUAAUCAAUGGCCUUUCUCAAGGUGACCGUCUAAACCAGCUGAAAGCCUCAAGAUCUCACACAAGAUCUGCCACAACUGGACGCGUACACCUUGAGGACAAAGCUCAUGUUCGCACCAAAUCCACCCCACUGGGGGGCACUGUCUCCAGUGGCAGUAACGGGGGAGGACGAGAGGCUGUGCUUUCACCCCUAAAGGCCGCCAAAGUCUCGGCACUUACUGCCGCUCACCGAGACACUGCACGUAGACCUAUUCGCACCACCACCACAGCCACAACUAAGAGCCGAGGGACCUCAAGCACACUCUCCGGCCGUUCCACGAAAGCUGCCCUUGUCAGAUGACUACCAACACUGCCCACCAAAAACAAGACCGUUAAAAGCACCGAAGUUUCGCCACCUUCAUCAUCACCAACAUCAUCCAACACAGAUGCAACAAGUGACACUCCUACCAGCAAGAAUUCUCUCAAGAAAUCGCGAAGCUCUUCCAUCAGCAAGCUUAGCACCGCCAAGAACUCCUCCACCAACUCCAACUCAUCCAGCCAGUCGCAAAUUACCGCCUCCCAUGCCAAUCAUGAUAAAGAGUCGGAUUCCCUACUCAGCUCCAGCAACAAAGAGGAUCAAGUCUUGUCCGGCUCUUCCUCUGCCGAGGGAAAAAAUUCAUCCUCGGAAUGCAGGAACACUACCAAGGCUCCCAAAGGUUCUUCCAAGUCUUGGUCAUUUGAAGUUGUGUCGGAAAGUAAGUCUAGAGGGGAGGGUAAAAUGUCAAGAUCUGCUCCCCCAGAGUUGAGGAAAACCACCUCUACUGAAAGCAAAGUCAGCAAGAGUGCCAGUGUAACUAGCUCAAGGCGGUCUAGUCGUGGCACAAGUCGAGGCGACCAUGUUGGCAAAAAAAUUGGUGGGCUUAAGAAAAGAUCACAUAGUCCUUCUAACAGAGAGCCUGGAAGAAGUUUAAAGACACGUAAGUCAAGAAGUAGAGUUACUAGUCCAGAACCCAUCCUGAGCGAUACUUCAGAGAGGAGCAAAACUGAAAGAAACAAGGAUACAAGUCAUAGUAAGAAAAAGGCCUCACAGAAACAAAUUACAGAGUAUUAUACAAUAAAAAAGGAAAAAAGCGUGUACAAAGUGAUCCGAACCCUUCCUGAUGAUCCACCUUGUGAUCGUAACUCACACUCACGAAGUGGAUGGGAGGAAGAAAGUAAACGAAUGACUGGUGUAGGUGCUGUGACCACUCGCCGAUCUCGUCAUAUUCCUGAUGAAUAAAGCCAGUCUGUUUAUUGUAAAUGUGGAAUGUUGACUAAUUUUAUAAUAUACAGUAACUGUACAAAUUAUUUUACAUAGAAGUGAUUUGUUAAGCAGGGUUUCUAUAUUGUGUCAGAAAUUAUGGUUUUGUGGAAUGGAAUGCUUUUUAUAGAAAUUGUGGUCAAAUUUAGUUUUUAUUUUAUGUAUUGUACUUACAGUAACUAGUAGAUAUAAGAGGCUAACUUGUGUGCCUGAUUUAUAAUAGAUAAAAGUGUUGUGCCAUUUUCUUAUUGGUGUACAAAUUACUUAUAGGUUAAAAACAAUAGAGAUGAACGGUUUUAAAUGUCAUCCAUCAUGAGAACUUUUUUAUUUUCUCAAGUUUCCUUGUAAUUGAUAUCAUUACACUUUAUUUCCCAAUGUUUGUAAAAUUGGAAACUUCCCGGUGAGAUGGGAAUUGUUUAAAAUGAACGUAAGGGAUUAUGUUUAUUGCUGUUGGCUGUAGGUGAUGCACACUAAAUAGACCCCCCUCUAUAUAGUUUUAUGCUAAAAUUUUAAUUGGCUUUGCUUACAAGAGAUUAUUCUUUGGUUAUUUUGCUUGACUGCAAUAUGGUUUUGCAGCAUUGUCUCUGCAAGUAAAGCAGCAGUGUCAUGAAUUUUUUCCUAUAAGAUUUUCUUACUGGAUUUUACCUUCAUUUGAAUCCACUUUUACAUAAUUUGAUUUUAUUGAAUUUAAUCUUAAGUAAAAAAAAAAAAAGCACUAUUAUACGGAUGGAAAUUUACUUCUGUUUAGUAUUUUUCAAAAAUCCAUUUAAUCAAGGAGUUAGGAUCAGGUAUGUUUUUUCAAAAGGUGCUGAAAUUUUAGAAAACAUUUCUUAAAUAUUUUAUAUAGUUAUAAUUUAGUAUUCCAUGAAAUUGCAGAAGCAUCAUGGAAAAGUUAAGCUUAAUUCUCUGUUGGGGAAUAGAAACAAUUUCAUUAAAAAUAAAAUAUUGUCAACAAUUACCAUGGUUUUGAAUUUUAUAGGGAAAUUUAACUUCUUGGGUGAACAUUGUUUUUUGGGAUUUCAGGCAAAAUUUCAGUUUUCCAACAUAAUCCCAGAAAGUAACUUAAUAAUUGGUAACUCAAUUUCUUUUCAGGCAAACCUGGUUACCAUCAUUAACUGAAAAAUUGUAUAGUGAUGAUGCAUAACUCAUGAAGAGACUUAUCUUGCAAUUAUUUUCUAUUUUUUGCACUGUUAAAAUCUAAAAUGUACAUUUUCAAAAGGUAAAUCAUCAGUGGAUGGACACAACAUAAGGAACUUCAUUAAAACAUAAUAAUUAAUGAAAAGGUAGUGUAAAUUGGGGUUCUGCAGACUGAUAGAACUCUGAUCCCUGCUGGUGAUGCAUAUAUGGAUAUAUCUAUAGUAAAUAUACGUGUAUACAUUAUAUAUUUUUCUUAGAGUAGCGAUGUAGUAAAUUAUAGAUUAUGAACCAUCCAAUAUUUUUCUCAUAAAAGAAAAAUAAAAAAAAAAUUGCGCUGAUGUUACCCGAAUACACACCAUUUUAUAUAAAAAAAAAGUAGAUUUACAGUGCUCUAGAACUGUAUGACUAUUCACAAGGUUUGUGUAAAUAUUAUCAUUGAUUAUCAUAGUGGCUGCUGGGCUACAAAUGACUGUCAGCAUGUGAAGCUGAAAUGCACAAUUCAGAGUAAAUCAAUUUUAAUAUAACAAAACUGCUCACAAUAUGGCCUUAAAAAUUUUGAUUUAGUUAAGUAUUAGAUAAUAAAAACACACAAAGUUGCUAUAUCUUGGUCAGUUUCAACAUUAGCAUUUAUAUCAUGAGUAUGAAAGAUUCUAGGAAGAAAUCUUAUACACUAAUUCUCAAGUUUAGUCAAUUUUAAUUUUCACAUUCCUCAAGCUAUUGCAAAUGGUAUGGUAAUUUAGAACACUGUAAACCUAUGUCUAAAUUUGUCGUUUAUACAUGCCUAUCCUUUACUGCAAUGUUUAAGACUGAUGAAAAUCAUACAAAAAUUUUCAGUCAAGAUUUAAUUCAUGUAAAUAUUACACAGUGUAUUGUAUUUGGCAAUAUGUAAAGUGAAUAUUGAAGAACAUGAUUUUUUUAAUUACGUAUACUUGAAAUCUCUAAGCUCAGCAAUACAGUUUCACAAUAUAUUUGUAUGAUUAGGUACAAGAGAAAUGGCAGUUGCUUUAAUUAAAGGGGUUACUGGUAUACAGAUUUACUAGAGAAGGUAGUAAAUAAAAUUUUUAAUAAUCCAAAACAAUACUUAAGGGCCUUUGUAAACAUCAUGUUGGUAGCCUGAAUAUUAAAUGAUUUUUGCAUCUGUACAUGCUGCUUUGAGAAUGAAAAGCAAUAAUUAAAACUACUUAAACUGUAAAUGAUCUUACCAGAAUGAACAAAUGAUACUUGGGGACGAAAUGUUCAGGUACAGUACUGGAAUAACUUACUAUAAGUGUAAAGUCUUUGAAAGCACAGAAAUUCAAAUCAGGUUGAGGAUAGUUUUGAAUUUUUUUUCCAAUUUCUUAUAUUCUAUACUUGCUUUGGAUCUAAGAAAAUGGGCAGCCUGAUAUGACCCAUUUGAGAAUGUUACAGAACUUCAGGCUGGAAAUUACACAUUACCAUCACAAUACUCUCCAGCUAUUCAUUCCAGGUUGAACUUUGGUACUGAUAUAUAAAAUGUGGCACAAAUUACUUUUUUACAAUUACAAAUACUUCCAUAUAUUUUACACUUGAAAUUUUUAUUGGAUAAACAACUGUUAUGAUUCAUAGAGAAAAACAAGGAAAGGUAGGUUUCUAAGUACUGGGCAUCAGCAGCUUCUAUUUUUAUAGCUUUAUUUCUUGUAAAUAAGAAGGUUAUAGUACAUCAAAUGUUAUAACUGUGGCAACUUGGAAGACUGCUGGUGACAUACAUUUCCAUACCUUUCAUUGUCAAAAUAUUGUAUACUUGCAAUGUAUGGGAACUAAACAUGGUAAACUAUUUGUUUUUAGGUAAUUGGUUUAUUUAUUUCAGUUCUUGACUUAAUGGAGGGUAUUAUUUUUUGGUAAGGUUUUUCUUUUGCUUUGGGAAUAAAAAGCCUGGCUUAUUCAUUCUAGUGAAACUGAUGUCAUUUUUUUUUUUAUUAACAUUUGAGUAAACCAAAUAGUUUUCCCACGUACGUAAAAUGUGAAAGUGUUCUUAGAAUAAAAGUGUCAAGACAUUGGUAUGGCUUCUAAUAGAAUGUAGUUUAUGAUUAAUGUUAAAUGAUUUUUUAUUUUCAUUUUUUAAUAACAAUUUGCUUUUGGGAACUGAACUAUUUUUCUAACCCUGUUUGUUAUGCAAUAGAAGUUUGUAGUGUCUUAUUUGAGGAAAAUAUAGACUAAGAGGAGUA
This is a messenger RNA of Macrobrachium nipponense, 6683 nucleotides long. It is a transcript of the gene cdc14, whose product is annotated as dual specificity protein phosphatase CDC14A-like. The coding region runs from base 763 to 2424 and encodes 553 amino acids. The transcript is spliced from 11 exons. Gene Ontology annotation, biological process: protein dephosphorylation; cilium assembly; positive regulation of cytokinesis. Gene Ontology annotation, molecular function: protein tyrosine phosphatase activity; protein tyrosine/serine/threonine phosphatase activity; protein serine/threonine phosphatase activity. The record is from RefSeq and is a predicted model, not a curated record. Lineage: Eukaryota; Metazoa; Arthropoda; Malacostraca; Decapoda; Palaemonidae. Gene Ontology annotation, cellular component: mitotic spindle; centrosome; spindle pole.